UGGAUAGACAAAUUUACAUUAGGUAUCAUUUGCAAUUUAAAAAAAUUAAAAGAUUAAUAAAUUUUGCAAGGAUGCAUUUUUUCAUUUGGAGGUUUCCAUAAUAUCAUGAAAACAGCAAUUUGAACAACCAUAGGUAUUUAAGGAAUCUCUUGACAGAUUAUGAGAUCAUUUCCGGCUCAAAAUUCGAAAAUUACAGAAAUCGUGGCAAAUGAUAGAGCCAUCUGUUCGGGAAACUAGUGCUUGAAAAGGAAAAAACAUAAAAAUUGUAAUCAAAAAUGCGUUUAGGAUAAUGAUACUACUGUCCAAUACAAUUUCGUUUUCACAAUACCUUUAUUUGAAUUUGCAAAUUCAUUAGUCGGUUCAAAAGUUGUUACAAAUAACCAUGAUUUGGAUCUCCCAUAAAUAAGGAACUAUUCUAGAGAAUAUUGAGAUAAUAAUGAAUCAUGUUGUAAAGUUGUCUCUUCUGUGAACUAUGACAUCUGUCAUAAUCUGAAAAAUUCUCCGUUGAAAUUAACUCCAAACCAAAAUGAACCCAAAUUCUGAGUACAAGUGGAACAUAUAAUGACUGAAUUCAUCGCUGUUCAUUCAGAUAUCUGCUUAGGUAUAGAAAGUAGUACUCACUAUCUCACAAAUCAAGAAACGAAAGAACAACCAAAAGGAAACAAUCGACGAAAUGAGGAGAGUCGAUCUACAUUCAAGUAAGAUGUUUCGCAGCAUCAAUCAAAAAAUUGGCCUAGUUAAAAGUAAAGUCCGCCUAUCUAAAAAAUUCAAGAAAUUCAAACCAUCUUCAGACUUAUUUACUCCAAUUGUGAGUUCGUUCAGUCCAACAACAAAACAAAUUUUUUCGAGAUAUUCGAAACCUAAAAUGAUAGAUCUCGCUAGAUAUUCCCCUAGAAGGAAUGAGAAAAACCGAAAAUUGAGUCAACUACCUACUAGAGAAAUAUCCCGCUGUAUCGCAAUAGAAAGUGCACCGCAUUUGAAACUGAGAAGGCAUCAGGCAAGAACAAUCAAACCAAAACCGGACAAAGCAUCAGAAGAAACCGCAAGACCACAAUCAGCUCCUUCAGGAGUGUCGAAUAACACCAGAUUCGCAGAAUAUGUUAUCAGCAGGAAUCCAAGGUUUAUGAAGGGUGGUCAUUCUGAAACCAAGGCCUUGGAAAGUUCAAAAAAACUCUAUGACAUCGAUUCUAAAUUCCCUGAUGCACCAAAACGUCGAGUGAUACCUAAAACCCAGAAAAAAGGUAAGAAGAAACGAAUCAAUUCAACAAUACUUAUAGAAGGAUUACCAGAUACAUUCUCGGUUAAUUGUGACAGAAGGCUUGUAAAUGACAUCAACCCACAGCUAUUCGGUAGUUUGCCUUCGUCGAGUACUCCCAACACUCCAGCAGAUGGAGAAAAACAAAUAAAGAAUUAUUUCACGAAAAAAUCCACUAAAGCUAAGAAGAAUCGAUUGAUGCUAGAAGAAAAUGAGAGAGCUAAAUAUUUCAUCUCAAAAAUACCAGAAAAAUCUCUAUCGCGUCUGAAGAGGAAAAGUAGAACUCCGACAUCAUCGAACUCUCUCUUGAAACGUAACUCAUCUUAUAUAAAAAAUAGGAAUUUAUAUUGUGAAACUAACGUUAUUCUAGAGGAGAAUCCUGAAGUUGAAACACCGGACUUCAACCGAGACUUGGCAAAACGUAAAACUGAAGAAAUCAAAAAGAAAUUUAUCGGAGUAAGAAUAAGAAAAGAAUCCAAACUGGAUAGGAAAACUAAUGAUCAACGAGAAGAUUUUGAGUCCCAAAAAUCCCCAGUGAAUGAGUCAGAUAAUUCUUCUGUAUCUUCUCGACCAUACGAUGAAAGUAAACCUUAUCACCCGGAGUCUGUUGUAUCUCCAAACGCUCAAGAAGAAAAGAAGCCCAAAAGAUACUCAGAAGAAGAAUAUACUCGUAUAUUCAAGAAAAUCCGAGAUGAUCUCGACCAAAACAUUAAUCUCCAAGAAUAUGUAAUGGGAUGUUGUAGUAAAAACGAUGUGAAAGAAUUCCACAAAUCCCUAAGGAGAAGUUUCUUCACGGUGUUAGAAGACUCGCAGAACAAUUCUUCGGUCUACGAAACAUGCAAAAGUCAUUUAUCUGAGGAUAAUCUUUUUCGUGACAACUCAAAAAGCAGACAACCUCCACCAACCACACCAAACAACGAAGAAAACUGUAAUAAAACAGAAGAAGAUGAAACGUCUAGAGUUAUUGCUGAGAAAAGAUCCUCCCAUCAAGAGAAAGACGAAGACUCAAGCUACGCAGAGAGAACACAAACCUCAACCCUUGCCAAAAUAUCCGAAAAACUGUCGACCGAGGAGAAGACAGAUACCCUUCAAAUAAGCCAACUAUCAUCAGUAGGAGAUGUAAGCAAAGAAAUCAAAGAUGAGGCAGUUGUUGAAUCUUGCCGUGAAAGCUUUAUCGACCAAUUAUGCGGGAUUAAUGAAUCUGAUUUCAUUUUGAAUGGUGGCAAUUGUGUGCCUCUACGUCACAAAUCGAAGAAAACCCCUUCUAUAUCUGAUACAUACAUAGAUCAGUCUACCACUAGAGACGUACAUUCGGCUGGAAGAAAUGUAAAAUGGAAAAACAAUUACGAAACAAGAACGUCAAGAAUUGAACCAGACACUGAUUCGGGCAAGGCAGAACUGUGCAGAAAAGGCAAGCAGUUGAUGCUUUCGGAUUGCAGGUGGAAAAGCGUUCCGAGUCUGUCCCGAAGAAAAAGCUGCCCAAGCAAUUGUAGUUCUGUAAACUCGAAAAAAAGAAAACUGUUAAACAAACGUGCUAACAACGUUUCUUCCGGUUCUAACGUUAGUGAUUCUGUCGACUCAAACAUGGAAUUGCUGAGUGAUGAUUCAACCUACACUCCAAAGAAACGUCUUGUCACUAGGACCUCCAGAAAACAUUACGUAGGUGCAUCUAGAGGAGUUUCUGACACCUCUAGUAUGACAGAGUCUGCCUCGGACCUCCUGGAAGAGAGUAGGCUUGCCUUGGAGAAACUGAUGAAAUGUCUUAAUGGUCCAAGGUGUGUUUCUUCUGCUCGUAGCUCUUUCAACGAUAUCCUGAAAGAUUUGGCCGAGCUGGAAAACGACGAUACCUUCAAAAGGAUGAUCGAUGAGAGGGUCGGACAUAAUUCUUCCUCCCUAGAGGUGAUGCUGAUGAUUUUGAAACUUCUUUCAGUCUAUGAAGAAGGAUAACUGCCCACGAAACACAGAAGAUAUCGAUGGACAGACUGAUGAUACACUUUUUCUUAGGAUUCCAAGCACAGAAAUAAAUUCACUCAAGAUGGAUUGUCUGGAUAAUAAACCUCCAUCUUCUACCGUCGUCUACUUCAAGUCACCGUCGGGAUCUUAUCGUCUAUCUAGAGAAAGCUUACCAGAUAAAUUUGACAACAUUAUUACUUGUGAUGCUGGUGUACAGUAGCCGACCGAUUUGUUUGACGUUUGACGAUUAAAUUAUGUUAUUACUUGAAACUUUCAGUCUGUAGUCUUUGUUUUCGAAAUAAACCCUUUAAGUUCCA
Molecule: messenger RNA, 3525 nt
Organism: Harmonia axyridis
Lineage: Eukaryota; Metazoa; Arthropoda; Insecta; Coleoptera; Coccinellidae
Exons: 2
Coding region: 674-3202 (842 amino acids)
Source: RefSeq, a predicted model, not a curated record